Molecule: messenger RNA, 501 nt
Organism: Cajanus cajan (pigeon pea)
Lineage: Eukaryota; Viridiplantae; Streptophyta; Magnoliopsida; Fabales; Fabaceae
Product: pectinesterase inhibitor 1
Biological process (GO): negative regulation of catalytic activity
Molecular function (GO): pectinesterase inhibitor activity
Source: RefSeq, a predicted model, not a curated record
AUGGUGUUCUUUUCCUUUGGUGUGUCAUCUUUUCCACCCACUAAAGUUGUGGAUGUAAAGACCAUUUGCAAGCUCUCCAAAAACACUUCAUUUUGUCUAAACUUUCUAAACUCAAAGCCUGGUGGAGCACAUGGUGCAAAUUUGGAUACUCUUGGACAAUACACCUUCAACCAAACUCUUGGCAAAGUUACCAACACCAUUACCCUAAUCAAGCAACUUAUUGCAAAGGGUAGUCCAGAUCCUUUGAAAGUAUUUCACUAUAAAUAUUGUAUGGGGAGUUUUAUUCGUGUCAAAAGUGACAUUGAGUAUGUUCAAAGCAUGUUCAAGUCAAAAGAUUAUCGCAACAUACGCCUUGUUGUGGAGGAUAGCCUUAAUUCAUCUCUUAAUUGUUUACAAGUUCCUCCUGAAAAUGAUGAUCCUUCCAUGCUUCCAAAAUAUAUUAAGGCUAUCCAACUAGUUGAAGGGGUCAUUCGUGCUAUAUUAGUUUUGUUAGGAAUAUAG